This is a messenger RNA of Pteronotus mesoamericanus, 4843 nucleotides long. It is a transcript of the gene SLC16A1, whose product is annotated as solute carrier family 16 member 1. Gene Ontology annotation, molecular function: monocarboxylic acid transmembrane transporter activity. The coding region runs from base 243 to 1742 and encodes 499 amino acids. Gene Ontology annotation, cellular component: plasma membrane. The transcript is spliced from 6 exons. The record is from RefSeq and is a predicted model, not a curated record. Gene Ontology annotation, biological process: transmembrane transport; monocarboxylic acid transport. Lineage: Eukaryota; Metazoa; Chordata; Mammalia; Chiroptera; Mormoopidae.
GGUUAUAAAGACUCCCCGCCGGUCGCGCCGACAGUCCUGGCGAGCACCGAGGUGGGUAGCGGGCCGCGUGGGGGCUGGAGAGAGUCAAGGAGGCAGCGAGCGAAGGACGCGACCUGGGCCCUGGGCCUCGCGGAGCUCGGGCCGCGCCGCCUCUUCGUCUCGUCACGCACACGCUUGACGCCGGAGCCGCGCAUAACGAUAUUUGGAUUUGAACUGCAUUUUAGAAUUCAUCUACCCUUAAAAUGCCACCAGCAGUUGGAGGUCCAGUUGGAUACACCCCGCCAGAUGGAGGCUGGGGGUGGGCAGUGGUAGUUGGAGCUUUCAUUUCCAUCGGCUUCUCUUAUGCAUUCCCCAAGUCUAUUACUGUGUUCUUCAAAGAAAUUGAAGGAAUAUUCAAUGCCACCACCAGUGAAGUGUCAUGGAUAUCCUCCAUCAUGUUGGCUGUCAUGUAUGGUGGCGGUCCUAUCAGCAGUAUCCUUGUGAAUAAAUACGGCAGUCGUCCAGUGAUGAUUGUUGGUGGCUGCUUGUCAGGUUGUGGCUUGAUUGCAGCUUCUUUCUGUAACAGUGUACAAGAGCUUUACCUAUGUAUCGGAGUCAUUGGAGGUCUUGGGCUUGCCUUCAACUUGAAUCCAGCUCUGACCAUGAUUGGCAAGUAUUUCUACAAGAAGCGGCCACUAGCAAAUGGGCUGGCCAUGGCAGGCAGCCCUGUGUUCCUUUCUACCCUGGCCCCCCUCAAUCAGGCUUUCUUUGGUAUCUUUGGCUGGAGAGGAAGCUUCCUCAUUCUUGGAGGCCUCCUCCUGAACUGCUGUGUGGCUGGAUCCCUGAUGCGACCAAUAGGGCCCCCACCAAGCACGGUGGAGAAAUACCGGUCUAAAGAAACUGUUCCGGAAGCUGGAAAAUCAGAUACAAAACAAGUGGCAAGUGAUGCAAACACAGAUCUCAUUGGAGGAAACCCCAAAACGGAGAAACAGUCAGUCUUCCAAACAAUUAAUAAAUUCCUGGACUUCUCCCUGUUCACUCACAGAGGCUUUUUGUUAUACCUCUCUGGAAACGUGAUCAUGUUUUUUGGACUAUUUACUCCUCUGGUCUUUCUAAGUAAUUAUGGCAAGAGUCAGCAUUUCUCUAGUGAGAAGUCUGCCUUCCUUCUUUCCAUCCUGGCUUUUGUUGACAUGGUUGCCAGACCAUCUAUGGGACUUGUAGCCAACACCAAGUGGAUAAGACCUCGAGUUCAGUAUUUUUUUGCUGCUUCUAUUGUUGCAAAUGGAGUGUGUCAUCUGUUAGCACCUUUGUCCACCAGUUACAUUGGGUUCUGUAUCUAUGCAGGAAUUUUUGGGUUUGCAUUUGGGUGGCUCAGCUCGGUAUUGUUUGAAACACUGAUGGACCUUGUCGGACCCCAGAAGUUUUCCAGCGCCGUGGGACUGGUGACCAUUGUGGAAUGCUGCCCCGUCCUCCUGGGGCCACCACUUUUAGGUCGCCUCAAUGACAUUUAUGGAGACUACAAAUACACAUACUGGACCUGCGGCGUCAUUCUUAUUGCUGCGGGCAUCUAUCUCUUCAUUGGCAUGGGCAUCAAUUAUCGACUUGUGGCAAAAGAACAGAAAGCAGCGAGGCAGCAGGAAAAGGAUAACAGAGAGGAAGACAUCAGUAUCGAUGCUGAGAAGCAAAAAGAAGUUACCAAUGCAGAAGCUCCAGAUCAGAAAGGCACAGAGGGAAGCCCCACAGAGGAGGAGAGUCCAGUCUGAACCAUGGGGCUGAAGGGCAAUCAAGAGUGUAUUUUGAAACCAUCUCUCUGAAAGCAUCCAGAGCAGUUACCUGUAAGGACACAAUGAAAACUCCUUUCCCAUGCCUGAGCAUCAUGUCAGAGGGAGAAGGUGUUUAUGGGAGAAGCCUGCUGUGACUGUCGGCAGGCUUGGCUCUAGUUUGGAUUCUGCCAUUCUUCCAUGGACUUGGGUCCAUAACCUACCUCAUGCCUCUUUUCCCUUCUAUAAAAAUGAGGAUCACCGUCAGUGAGGAAAUAUAAGUAAAGGAAAUGGGGGGGGGGAAGAGGAGAAAUUAAUAAAGCACGUGUGUAGGAUUUUUCUCUGUCCAUUUGUUGAGCUAAGUUGGUCUUUGGUCAAUAACUGAAUCUUAUUAGUGAAGGGAGGGGUUCAUGGUGCAGAUUAAUUACCACUUAUUAGAAGGAAAGUUUCUGAAGCUGCUGUUUUCAGAAGCAAGGGUUAAAAACGGGCUCAAAGCUGGAACUAAACUGUUCAUCACCCAGUCUAACCCUGACUUUUCUCCCACUGAGGAUACAGGAUUAAGGGAUUUAUUUAAGAUCAGUUUUGGUAACAGAGCCAACACUAAAACCCAACAUAGGUCUACCCUGUGCCAUCUAUUCUUGCUAACAAGCAACUAAAUCCUCUGUGUUACAGUGUUGCAUUCAACAAUGAAGCUGCUGAGCCUUUCUGAUCCAGUCUGUUGUCCCUUACUCCAUGUGAGAACUGAGUUUUAUUUCAGUUCACAAAGUUCAGUGGCUGCUUUGGGAAAAGAGAUGUACACAGAGUGCCUGCCUCUCUUUCUUUUCUCUGCCCUACACCCUCUGAAAGUCAGAGAGAACAUGCACAGCUCCUACAUAGUGUAAUACCCAAAAAGGCUUCAAAACUAACGUGCUGAAACAGGCCCCCAAGUCAAAGCUAGAAAAUUAAGAAACUGAUGGGUUAGACAACUGAGGAUGAGCAUGGUACCAAACAUAUUAGCAUGUUAUACUCAAAUCUGGUGAGAACUUAAAUGAUCUUAACUAGCCAAGAUAAAUGAAUAAUUUGUACAAAAAGUAUUGAGGAAAGGAUGAUGGUAAAAAAAUAUAUGGAAAAUUCAGAAAUUUUAUCCCUGAUUUAAUCACAUUGAUGACUAAACCUCUGGAUUUUUGAGUUGUCUGAACUUAGAAUUUUAUGUUUGUACCACAGAUACGUCAGUACAGAGUAUUAAUCCUGUAUUUUAAUAAGGAAAAAAAUAAUAGCCAUUUAAUAUUUUUGUAUAAGCCAAUGUUUUAUUGUAUUGAAUUUCAGUUUGAUAAACUGGGUAUUGGUUUGUCUGAAAAAUCUGAAUGUCUGGGUCUUACCUUCCCUAGCAAAUAAUUCACAGUAUUAUAAACUUAAUAAUCAAUCGUGUCCCCUUCCCCUCUGCCUUUGGUAGGAAAGAUGAGGAAAGGUUAACACCAAAUUGCUACCUUUGCAGAUGGUUUGUUUUAAGAGGUUAAUGAUAGACUGUGUCACUAUGAAAAUUCUUUCAAUACCUGACAGGAAGUGACAGCCCAAACUUGCCCGGCUUGCCCAAAUGUGAGCAGUUAAGCUGAGCAGCUUCAGAAGCACCUACGGGGAUUUCACGGACAUCAUCCCUCCUGAAAUGUGUUCCAGCUUUAGAGUUUUAGAUUCAGUCACCCUUUCCUCCAUUCAGUCUGGGCUGUGGUGACAAAGCGUUCACGUGAGUGACUGGUAGAGUAUCUUUCUCCACAGUGCAACAGCAAUGAUUUCCUUAUUUUGCUACCUUUACCCUGACUUGCCAGAGAAGACUGGGAUAGCUAUCAAAGGAAUCACAGCCUACUGGCUGCUUAACAACAUAGGUGCACAAGGUUGUAUGACCUCAAGUUACUUAGCCUCCGCAAGCAUCAGGUUUUUUCUCUGUGAAGUGUUAAUAAUUAGUAUUAACCUCUUUAGGGUUGUUGUGAAGGUUAGUUGAUCUGUGGCACCGCAUGUUAAGCAAGGGCUUAAUAAUAAGUGUAAGCAUCUCACUGUUUUAAAAAUCAAAAUAACAACAAUAAAAAUAGUUGCCCUGGCCAGGUAGCUCAGUUGGUUAGAGUGCCAUCUUGAUAUGCCAAGGUUGCUGGUUUGAUUCCCGGUCAGGACCCAUACAAAAAUCAACCAAUGAAUGCAUACAUAAGUGGAACAACAAACAGAUAUGUCUGUCUGUGUCUGUCUGUCUCUCCCCCUCCCCCACUUCUUCCUUCCGUUUCUCCCUCCCCUCCCUUCCUCUUCCUCUAAAAAAUAUUACAAUUUCCUUUGGUUCAAAAGAUUAAUACUUGAGGAAAAAAGUGAGCUCUUCUAAUUCCCAAAAUGGAUUCUUAACUUGCAGAUGAUUAUGUGCAAGUGACUCUUGGAGAUACUAUUAGCCAAAUGGUCAAAUUUGCCUUUUUGAUCAGAUCCUCCCUUUAGGUUAAAUGAGAAGAAAUGCAACAACUCAAAAGGUUGGUGUAUAUAUGUUCAGCUCUUUCAGGAAGGUGGAUUUAAAUCCCAAAGCCCUUGCUCUUCCUAUUCUAACAGUACUCAGUCUCAUAGGGAAGGGAGAGAUGCCCAACUAGCAGACAAACUUUUCCCCUCAAUAUUUGUGAUGAUUAUCAAAAAGAAGCAUCUAAAAUAUAACUAGUUAACCAAUCAUAAUUCAAGUUCUCUUCCCCUAUGUUCUUAAAUGCAAACUGAAAGAAUGAUGAGGUUAUUAUUUUCCCCACUACGUUGAUAACAUUUAAAUUAUAAUCAGUUGGUGGCUGAAUAAAUUGGUAAAACAUUGGCAAAGCAAUUUCAUAAUCUAUGUCAAGUUAUCACUAGUUCACAUCUUUUACUAGAAUUCCAGGUCUGGAAUUUAUAUAAGAAAAUUAUGUCUGGCCCUGGUUGGUGUGGCUCAGUGGAUUGAGUGCCAACCUGUCAUUGGUUCAAUUCCCAGUUGGGGCAUAUGCCCGGGUUGCAGGCCAGGUCCCCAGUCGUGAGGGUGCAAGAGGCAACCAAAUGAUGUUUCUCUCACACAUCGGUGUUUCUCUCCCUCUCUCUCUUCCUCCCUUCCCCUCUAAAAUAAAUAAACUCUUUAAAAAAGAAAA